AUGGCCCAAUUAAUAAACAAUCCCGGCACUCACAACCCAAACUUGAAUAUGGACGAAAUUCUGCCUAAUCUAUGGAUCGGAGAUACACUUUCCACAUACAAUAUCUCCAAUCUCCAAAGCAAAAAUAUAUGUACAAUCAUAUCUGUAAAUGAUCAACCUCUUCCUCAAUGGCUUCGUACCCGCUAUCUCGAACUUGGUUUCUCUCACCAUGGCUUUCGAGUACAAGAUGAUGCGCUGGAAGAUAUUCUAUAUAUUAUGAACGAUGUAUGCGAGAUGAUUGACACAUCACUUCGUCAAAACAAGGGCGUACUAGUUCAUUGCGGACUCGGGAUUAGUAGAUCUGGAACGGUCGUUUUGGGAUAUGUAAUGCGAGAGAGGACUUUGGAUCGAGACGAAGCUCUAGCUCUCGUGCGGCAGAAGAGAUCGCGGGUGCAGCCUAAUACUGGGUUUUGGGCACAGCUGAGUAUAUGGCAUGAUUGUCAUCAUGAUGUGUUUGAGAAUUUCGAUGGUGAAAUCUUGGAAAAGAAAAUCUAUCGAGAGUGGAAAGAAAAGGCUGCGAUGGAGAUGGGUAGUAGAGUGAGCAAUCUUACUCAAUCUCAAUCAUCAAUUGGAGGACAGAGAUAG
Messenger RNA from Botrytis deweyae, 624 nucleotides. RefSeq lists its product as uncharacterized. Bases 1 to 624 code for a protein of 207 amino acids. Gene Ontology annotation, molecular function: protein tyrosine/serine/threonine phosphatase activity. NCBI's taxonomy places the organism in Eukaryota, Fungi, Ascomycota, Leotiomycetes, Helotiales, Sclerotiniaceae. The record is from RefSeq and is a predicted model, not a curated record. Gene Ontology annotation, cellular component: nucleus. The transcript has 3 exons. Gene Ontology annotation, biological process: protein dephosphorylation.